This is a messenger RNA of Hippocampus comes (tiger tail seahorse), 789 nucleotides long. It is a transcript of the gene psmb6, whose product is annotated as proteasome 20S subunit beta 6. Bases 46 to 747 code for a protein of 233 amino acids. Gene Ontology annotation, molecular function: threonine-type endopeptidase activity. The transcript is spliced from 7 exons. The record is from RefSeq and is a predicted model, not a curated record. NCBI's taxonomy places the organism in Eukaryota, Metazoa, Chordata, Actinopteri, Syngnathiformes, Syngnathidae. Gene Ontology annotation, cellular component: proteasome core complex; cytoplasm.
UGAAGAAGAAGAAGAAGAAGAAGAAGAAGAAGCGGAGGAAGUAAGAUGGCGGCAACAGCGACCAUGAAGCGCCGUUUCGAUCCAAAUGUUUUCUCACAAAAUCAAGAAGUACCAGACUGGACCGGCAAAGAAGUCAGCACCGGGACCACCAUCAUGGCGGUGGAGUAUGACGGCGGGGUGGUCAUCGGCGCCGACUCCCGUACCACCACCGGGGCGUACAUCGCCAACAGAGUGACGGACAAACUGACGCCCAUCCACGAUCGCAUCUUCUGCUGCAGAUCCGGCUCAGCCGCCGACACGCAGGCCAUCGCUGACGUGGUCACCUAUCAGCUGGGUUUCCACAGCAUCGAGCUGGACGAGCCGCCGUUGGUGGAGACGGCCGCCAAUCUGUUCAAGGCCAGCUGCUACCGCUACAGAGAGGAGCUGACCGCCGGCAUCCUGGUGGCCGGCUGGGACCGCAGGAAGGGCGGACAGGUGUACUGCGUCCCCAUCGGCGGGAUGCUGGUGAGGCAGCCCGUGUCGGUGGGCGGCAGCGGGAGCUCGUACAUUUAUGGCUUCAUGGACUCCAACUACAAGGUGGGACUGAACAAAGAGCAAUGUUUGGAGCUGACCACUGCAGCCUUGGCGCUGGCCAUGGAGCGAGACGGCUCGAGCGGCGGCGUCAUCCGUCUGGCCACCAUCUCCGAGGAAGGCGUGGACAGACGCGUCAUCCUGGGAAACCAGCUGCCCAAGUUCUCCACACACUGAACAAACGUCAACUUGCUCAAUAAAACUUGGAACGUGCUCUCA